AUGGAACAUGGGAACCAGUCCAUGGUGACAGAGUUUGUGCUGCUGGGACUCUCACAGGCACGAGAGGCCCAGCUCUUCCUCUUCUUCCUCUUCCUUCUAUUCUACUCUCUGAUCCUGCCCGGAAAUAUCCUUAUCAUUGUGACUAUCCAGAGCGACCCACGGCUGAGCUACCCCAUGUAUUUCUUCUUGGCCAACCUGGCAUUCUUGGAUAUCUGCUAUUGUUCCGUCACCCCUCCAAAGAUGCUCUCUGACUUCUUCUACAACAGCAACACAAUCUCCUACAGGGGCUGCAUGGCCCAGCUCUUCUUUCUCCACUGGCUGGGGGGAACCGAGGUCUUCCUCCUCCUCGGCAUGGCCAUCGACCGCUACGUGGCCAUUUGCCACCCUUUGCAUUAUGCCAGCCUGGUGACCAUUCCGAUCUGUGGGGCCAUGGUAGUGGUGUUCUGGUGCUUAGGGUUCGUUCAUUCCAUCAUCCAGGUGGCUCUCAUCAUCCCCCUCCCCUUCUGUGGCCCCAACAAGCUGGACAAUUUCUUCUGCGACAUCACCCAGAUUGUCAAAUUGGCUUGCACCAACACCUAUGAUUUGGAGUUCUUUAUGUUCAUCAACAGCGGCCUUUCAGCUCUCAUCAGUUUCACCCUCCUCAUCAUCUCCUACGUGGUCCUGCUCUUCAAGGUGAGGAUGGGCUCCACCGAAGGGAAGAGCAAAGCUUCAUCCACCUGCAUCACCCACAUCAUCAUCGUGGUUGUCAUGUUUGGCCCUGCCAUCUUCAUGUACUGCCGCCCAUUCCAGGACUCGCCUCUGGACAAGCUGGUUGCUAUUUUCCACAGCACAGUCUUUCCCUUGCUGAACCCCAUGAUCUACACACUGAGGAACAAGGAAAUCAAGCAUGCCAUGUGGAGGUUGUUGGGCAAAUGUUGGCCUGUGGAUUGGCCGGGAUCGGUAUAA
Molecule: messenger RNA, 945 nt
Organism: Zootoca vivipara (common lizard)
Lineage: Eukaryota; Metazoa; Chordata; Lepidosauria; Squamata; Lacertidae
Product: olfactory receptor 4N5-like
Biological process (GO): G protein-coupled receptor signaling pathway
Cellular component (GO): membrane
Molecular function (GO): olfactory receptor activity; G protein-coupled receptor activity
Source: RefSeq, a predicted model, not a curated record